AUGCCUUCGCAAAGUCACCACCCUCAGUCUAUACCUUUACGUGUUCUUGCAGUAGGCUCUGUCUAUGAAGACAUUAUUCUAUACGUUGACAAGUUCCCGCCUGAAGACGGAAAACAACGCGCGCAACGAGUGGAAAAGCGGCGUGGUGGGAAUCCUGGAAAUACGCUGACUGUGUUAUCGCAGUUUCCAUUGUGUCAAUCUUAUUUAAUGGCGUCUAUGGCGUCAAAAGAAGCAUCUACUUUUUUGGUGCAAGAUUUCGAGGCACAUAACAUCAAGACUUCGACUUCCCUUUUUCGUUCUAACGCCUCUCACGCGCCGGUAGCGUAUAUAAUUCAUGCAGAAAAGACCAGUUCAAGAACCAUAAUAAAUUAUAAUAGUAUCAAUGAACUGACAUUUGAAGAAUUUAAAAGAAAAUUUGAGGAUGCCUGUGCUGAGGUUAUGACUGAUUUGGAUCAAGAUAUACCUUUCAAUUGGAUACAUUUCGAGGGGCGUAAUACGGAAGAAGUAGCUAAAAUGAUGGACUAUAUUGACACUAAAACAUGGCGGGACCGAUGUAUUAUAAGCGUGGAAUUGGAGAAACCGCAUCGAGAGGGACUUGAAGAUUUAAUGUAUCGGGCAGAUGUAGUUUUCUUCUCGAAAAUUUUUGCUGAAGGAAAAGGCUAUGAUCAUGCCGGUAACUUUCUUCAAGUUAUGGGGCCAUAUUGUAAAAAGACUGCAUACUUAUUUUGCACGUGGGGUAGUUCUGGUGCGUCAUGUUUUCAUAAUCCAACACAAAAACUUUUCACCGCUUCCGCAUUACCAAUACCGAGUGUAGUCGAUUCUGUUGGUGCUGGGGACACAUUUAUCGCCGGUGUGAUAUAUGGAUUAACGCAAGAGAUGCCUCCAGAAGGAUGUUUAAGAUUUGCGUGUGAAUUGGCUGGACGUAAAUGUGCUCAAAUUGGAUUUGAGAAAAUUAUUGAGAAGAUGAGUCAAUUUAAUCCGUGA
Molecule: messenger RNA, 984 nt
Organism: Ambispora leptoticha
Lineage: Eukaryota; Fungi; Glomeromycota; Glomeromycetes; Archaeosporales; Ambisporaceae
Source: the annotation of a GenBank genome assembly